This is a messenger RNA of Pocillopora verrucosa, 1950 nucleotides long. RefSeq names its product carbohydrate sulfotransferase 12-like. Lineage: Eukaryota; Metazoa; Cnidaria; Anthozoa; Scleractinia; Pocilloporidae. Gene Ontology annotation, molecular function: sulfotransferase activity. Gene Ontology annotation, biological process: carbohydrate biosynthetic process. Gene Ontology annotation, cellular component: membrane. The record is from RefSeq and is a predicted model, not a curated record.
GUCUAACGCCAUCACUACCGAUAUCAACGCGCUUCCAAAUUGAACACGCUCUUUGAAGUGGAAUCUUACCCGUGACUGCCAAGCGUUUCCGUUUGCUCUCUGUACGAAAUGCCAAUAGCCUCGCAAAUCAGACGAGGUUUCUACGGUGUUACAACGAAAAAGCCGGUUCGGACGGCCGCCGCUUAUGUGAUAUCUUUGGUGGUCGGAAUUCUGUUGCUGAGGAGAUUGUCGCAGCGAGAUUACGAGGACACAAAUUCUAGUCUAACUGCAGCUGCACAUGAGCACAAAACAGUGAACCAAGACAAGAUCCAACAAGAUCGACUUGAACGGAUCCGAAAUUACUGCAAUGCAUCAAGAAACAACAAGAACAUCUUUCACAAACUUCCUAAUCGAAAUCAUUUUAACUUUGUCGUUAGUGAGAAGCACAAGUUUAUUAUCUGCUAUGUGCCAAAAACCGGCUGCAGCCAGUGGAAAGAUUUACUUCUGAACGUUCUUGCAGUUCGCCCGGUUACACCGAACCAUGACAUCUCUUUGUUUGAUUAUUCAAUCUUUAAAUUCUUGAACGAGUUUUCAGUAGAAGAAAGGAAGAAAAUGCUGGAAUCUUAUCAGAAGUUCUACUUUGUUCGGGAGCCAUUUGAAAGAUUACUAUCGGCCUACCGGGAUAAAUUUGUUGGUAAAACGACUCACUUAUAUGAGACAGUUGCCCGGAAAAUAAUUCAGAAAGUUCGCGGUGUUGGUCGAGACAACGAGAACGGUGGAAGACCAACUUUAGCAGAAUUUACCACUUAUCUUAAUCAGUUACCAGACCCUUCCUCGUGGGAUAUGCACUGGCGCCCAGCCCACCAAACCUGCUACCCAUGCGCCGUUGAUUAUAACUAUGUAGGCUACUUUGACACCAUCAAGGAAGACGCUGAUUAUAUUUUAAAAAAGUUACAAUUGGAUGACCAGUUUCAAUUUCCAGCAUUUAGAUCUCACACUUCAGUGUUGCUGGAAAAACACUAUUCCCAGAUCCCACUGCACCAAAUUGUCAAACUCGCAGAUAUCUACCGGGAGGACUUCGAAAUGUUUGGUUUCAAGUACCCCGCUACCAUCAAAAAGCUCUUUAAGGACUGGGUAUGAGAUGUCGCAAAAUUGGAGAGGUUAGGGACCAGUCACUAUUUUUCGCCUGGAUUUGGGGGGGGAGGGUAUUUCGCCAAUUAACUGCCAAUGGGAGGGGAGUAGCAUAAGAAUAUUACAGAGCCUCAAGGGGGAAUCAGAUAAAUUUUACGGCGACACAAACGAAAUCCUCCGACCCACUCGUCCCCCGGUGACAAAUAAUGACAGGUCCCUCAGAUUAUAUCAAAGCAAAUUAACGAUAUAUAUUCCUUACAGAGGACAGAUAGGUUGGCGGAAUCUAUAGGAGAUGAAGUUAAAAGACUAAAUCUCUCAUUUCCUAGGGAACUCCGUCUUCCCACGUUAUACUUCUAAAAGAAAACUGAUUUGGGACAUCAUAGAUCAAUUCAGAGAUACUAGGUCUUCUUCUCAGUUGUUAUUCGCUCUUAUUACGCAACGCUUUCAGCAUGCUGGAUUCUUAUCAAAAGUCCGCCUCUGUGCGAAGUCGUUACUAAUGGCGCCGGAAUUAAUUUUUUUCGGGAAUAGGAUCCUUUUUUUUUCAGUUUAAAACGAUGGCAUGGGAAAUGAUUCGUAACCGCAGUGAUAGCAGAGGCAACGAAUAUUGUGAAAAAGCAACGUUUGCAGAGCUAGUGUUAGAUAUAAACCCUACAUGGUUUUGCUUGAGCAAGAAGAAGGACAUUCCACGGACGAGCUUUGCUAUUGUAAAUGACUUGAAAAGGAGACUUGACGAGGACACGGAUAAUUUUCCUUGGCAAAAUGAACCCAACACCCCCUUUUUUUCCCUUUUCUUGCCAUGUCCAAGGAAAACCUAAUUGAUGGUUGGAAUUUGUGAGCUUA